Gaeumannomyces tritici R3-111a-1 is the source of this 606-nucleotide messenger RNA. RefSeq lists its product as hypothetical. NCBI's taxonomy places the organism in Eukaryota, Fungi, Ascomycota, Sordariomycetes, Magnaporthales, Magnaporthaceae. The transcript has 2 exons. The record is from RefSeq and is a predicted model, not a curated record. The coding region runs from base 1 to 606 and encodes 201 amino acids.
AUGGCCAGCCUCCCUCAUCACUACCCGCAACUAUCCCUCCAUCUCGCCGACCGCUCCCUCACCCCGCUCGUCACCUCGUCAUCGCCGUCGUCCUCCUCACCAUCAUCCUCCUCGCGCCACGACGCCCUCGCCAGGCUCGCCUCCUCGGCGCUGGGCGUGCACGAUGCCGCCUCGCGCCUCGGCCUGGGCGCGCCGCAGCGCGUCCUGGUCGAGUACGGUCCCCGCGGCCCGCUGCUGAUCCAGACCUUCCUGGACCCCGCGACGGCCGGCGCCAUCGCCCCCCGGCGCCCCGGCAGGCAGUGGCCGGCCCCAGCGGGCAGCAGCAACAGCGGCGGCAGGCGGGCAGUAAACGGGGAUUACGAUCGCCGUGAUGAUGGCGAUCAGCGGGCAGCCUACGAGACGCCCCACACCGACGACCAGGCCCACGACAAUGAGACCGAGCCCGACGCCUUGCCCCCCGAUGUUCCGCCAAUGCUGCUCGGCGUCAUCAUCGCCCCAAGUCCGGACGAAUAUUCCUCUGCCAGGCGCGCCACGGUCCGCCUGGAACGGAUUGGUCGCCAGAUCCAGGAAAGCUGGGUCGCCGAGGGCGGUCAACCACGACCUUAA